AUGUCCUACUACACAGUUAUUGCCGCUAUGGCUAUUCUUAUAGUGGGUUUAAAUGGUAAACCAACAACACUCGUAGCAAAUGAGCCAAAACGAUGUUGUGUACCAAAGCAGUUUAGUUCACAAAUGAGUACAUCAAACGGCGUGAAAUUGCCGGAUGGUACAACAAUUGCUAUAUAUGGAUAUUAUAAUUAUUCAUAUGAUGCGGAUCGUGGUAUGGUCGGAAUGAAAGGUGUAGCAUUUUCAAUACCAGAUCAACAGAAAUCAAAUCUAUGGAUUAUUGAAAAUAUGAAUGAUGGACAAAUUUAUACAAUUGAUCAAGAUUCGAAAAGAUGCUACAAAGGAACCAUGACAAUUAAGCCACUUCAUUGUAUUCCAGAUACAGCAACUUACUUACAUUCAUUCACAUAUGGAUAUGAUAAUAAACAAAUUAUUGGUGACACAUGGCUUGUUAAAAUCGAUCAAGCGAUUAAUUAUGCAACGGUUAGUCGUGAUGGUCUUUGUGUUCCAUUGACUGGACAUAUUUUCCUUCAAAAUCCUGCUAUAUUAACUGCAGUGACAACAACAGAUUUUACACCAAAUAUUGAUGAUCCAAGCAUAUUUGAUAUUCCUUCGGAAUAACGAAUUAAUGGAUUUAUUAGCUGUUUCAAGUGUUAUCACGUAUUUCGUUAUGGAUCUGCAAGUGGAACAAAGCACUUUAUCGAACAUUCAGAUCGAUGCUUCCCAUUAUCUUCUUCAAAUCCUGCUUCAGAUGAAAGAAAUGAUUCAAAAUUGGUUCAAUAUAAAUUAAAUCAAGUUGGUUUUCGACGAAAAGCUAAAUUAACAUUUAAAGAAAAAAAUGAAUUAAAAGAAGUUAAUGCACAAUGGAUUUGCACAGAUUUUAGGCCGUUUACAAUAGUAGAAGAUUAUGGUUUUGAACAUUUAGCGAAUAUGUUUAUUAAGAUGGGCGCUGAACAUGGACUUGUAGAUGCUAAAGAAUUAUUACCAAGUUGGCAUACAGUUACUCGUACUGUUGAUGAUCUAGCUGCUAAAUGUCGUAUCAAUUUAAAAGAAGAAUUAGUUGAACCAUUACAUGCUAAAGCAGUUACAAUUGUAUCUGAUUUUUGA
This is a messenger RNA of Rotaria sp. Silwood1, 1104 nucleotides long. The record is from the annotation of a GenBank genome assembly. NCBI's taxonomy places the organism in Eukaryota, Metazoa, Rotifera, Eurotatoria, Philodinida, Philodinidae.